Aspergillus mulundensis is the source of this 984-nucleotide messenger RNA. RefSeq names its product putative short-chain dehydrogenase/reductase family protein. The transcript is spliced from 2 exons. Lineage: Eukaryota; Fungi; Ascomycota; Eurotiomycetes; Eurotiales; Aspergillaceae. The coding region runs from base 1 to 984 and encodes 327 amino acids. The record is from RefSeq and is a predicted model, not a curated record.
AUGUUCAUUACCGCGGCGGCGGCCUUCGUCUGGGCAAACUUGAAUCCAACAAAUUACAUCGGCGGCGUCAGUUUCCGCCCUGAGCGCGACAUUCCGGAUCUUUCGGGGAAGGUUGUUCUCGUUACGGGAGGAAACGCCGGCCUUGGGAAGGAGACGAUCCGGCAAAUCCUCAAACAUAACCCCGAGCAGGUCUUUCUCGCUGCGCGAUCCGAGGAAAAGGCCCAGAACGCGAUAAGGGAGCUUGAGUCGACUGCGCCCAACGUCAAAAUCACCUGGCUCCCGCUGGAUCUGACAUAUACGAAGUCCAUUCACGAUGCAGCUGAAUUAUUCAAAUCGCAUGCGUCGCGCCUCGACAUUCUGAUCCUCAACGCGGGCGUCAUGUCCCUCCCACCGGGCGAAACGGAUCUAGGGCAUGAGAUCCAACUAGGAACGAACCAUACGGGACACUUUCUGCUCACGAAGUUGCUUCUCCCCACACUACUCAAGACCGCUGAAGAGCCGGGCUCUGAUGUCCGCGUCGUUUCGCUCUCUUCGAUCGGACAUAACCUCGCGCCCGACUUUGAGACUGUGCUCGAUCAGACGAAGUUGAAGCAAUGCAAUACGCACGCCCGCUACGGCGCAUCCAAGGCCGCUAAUAUCCUCUUUGCCGCUGAACUCGCGCGUCGGUAUCCGUCGAUCACGGCCGUCUCCGUACAUCCCGGUAUCAUCGUGACGGAUCUCUACGGCGCCGUCGGCGCAAGCAACCCGCUUGCGGCGGGGGUGAUCAAAAUCAUGGGCAUGAUCGGGACGAAGGUCGAACAAGGCGCGUGGAACCAGCUCUGGGCUGCGGUGGGCGCGAAGAAAGGCGAGCUUGUCAACGGUGGCUACUAUGUCCCUGUCGGCAUUGGGAAGCCACGAAAUCGCUAUGUGACCGAUCAGCAAAUGGGGAGCAGACUGUGGGAGUGGACGGAGACGGAGCUUAGGAAGAGCGAGGCGAAGCUUUGA